Molecule: messenger RNA, 1755 nt
Organism: Condylostylus longicornis
Lineage: Eukaryota; Metazoa; Arthropoda; Insecta; Diptera; Dolichopodidae
Product: serine protease Hayan-like
Exons: 7
Coding region: 1-1755 (584 amino acids)
Biological process (GO): proteolysis
Molecular function (GO): serine-type endopeptidase activity
Source: RefSeq, a predicted model, not a curated record
AUGAAUAAUAAUUUCCUAAUUUUGUGCUUAAUAAUAUGUUUAACUAAUGUAGUGGAAAUAUUAAGUAGCGGCAGUACUACUAAAAAGCCAGGUGAUGGUAAACUUCAUUUUCGUAUAGCAAAAUCAGCUGAAACCACACAACCAUUAGAUGGUAAAAUUCGUGUUCGUCUAAAAGUAAAUCAUAACGAACCUGCUGCACAUUCUGGUUCGCAUUCGAAUAAUCAACAUCAUAACCCGUCCAAUCAACAUCACACAACACAUCAUCCGCAACAUCAGACGACACAUCAUCCACAACAUCAGACAACACAUCAUCCGGAACAUCCGACAACACAUCAUCCACAACAUCAAACGACACGCCAUCCACAACAUCAAACAACACAUCAUCCGCAGCAUCAGACGGCCCAUCACCCACAACAUCAAACAACACGUCAUCCGCAACAUCAAACCACUCAUCAACCGGCUCACGAUGAAAAACCGGCUCAAUUUCAUAUAAAAGGUCAUGUUAAUUUGUCAACAAGAAAUGCCGACCCGAACCCGAAAUCUAAUAAUAACAAUCAGAAAGAUAAUAAAGUUCACUUCAAAAGAAAUACUCAUACAAAUGAUCGUAAUAGCCCUAAAGUUUUCCAAAAAAAAGAUAAUAAAAAGAAUUCUUCUAAUAAUCAAUCAAAUCAUAAGCCAGUCAAAGUAAAAGUACAUAUCAAAGUUGUUCAUAAUAAGAAAACAAUUCCACCUCCACCGAAAAAAGCUCAUUGGAAACCAAAACCACAAAAACACGAUGCAAAACCAUCUUCUAAAUUUUCAGGAUGGAAACCAAAAGAAUUUGGUAAUACUACCGAUGUUAUUGAUGAAAAUGGUGAUGUAGCAAACCGAACAAGUGAAUUAAAAUUCGGUGAAUAUAUGGAAGAGAUAUUUGGUGAGGAAGGUUUUCGUGAUAAUGUUUUAUUAACACCAGAAGAAUUAAAUGGUCGUACAUUAGCUGAUCCUGGUGAAUAUCCUCAUAUGGCUGCUAUAGGAGUUAUAAGAGAUUAUGAGGAUGUUAUUGAUUGGAAAUGUGGUGGUAGCUUGAUUUCAAGACAGUAUGUUCUUACAGCGGCACAUUGUUGUGAUUUUGGAGGAGAACAUCCAACUCAUGUUGAAUUAGGUGCUAUUGAUUUAAGAAAAAAAUCAGGAAUGGAUGAAGAAGGAUCCAUGAUAGAAAAAAUUGAUGAAGUUAUAAUUCAUCCGUAUUAUAGAGAUGAAUCAUAUUAUUAUGAUAUUGGAUUAUUAAAAUUAGUAGAAACUAUAAGAUUUUCUUUUAAAAUUCGACCAGUUCAUUUAUGGCCAUUGGAAAAUAUACCAUAUCAAUAUGCUUUUGCAUGCGGCUAUGGAGCCACAACUUUUGGAAAAGUUUUCACAAAUGUUCUUACUGAAAUGAAUUUAGACUUAAUUGGUAAUGAAGAUUGCAAUAAAGAAUUACCACUUUUAGAAGAAACUCCUUUCGGUGUUCUGGAUAAUCAAAUUUGUGCUAAAGAUUUAGAUGGAAUAGUAGAUACUUGCCAAGGUGAUUCUGGUGGACCAUUACAAUUGAAUUUACCAGGUAGAAGACGGCCACGUUUUUCAUUAGUUGGAAUAAUUUCAUAUGGUGUUUUUUGUGGCAGUUCAUAUCCAGGAGUUUAUACAAGAGUUUUUUCAUAUUUAUCUUGGAUUGAAAGUAUUGUAUGGCCUCGAACUUAUAGUUACUUUAAUCCAGAUUUUGUUUUCCAAGAUCAAUCUUAA